Messenger RNA from Drosophila persimilis, 1418 nucleotides. Its product is annotated as F-box/WD repeat-containing protein 4. Gene Ontology annotation, biological process: SCF-dependent proteasomal ubiquitin-dependent protein catabolic process. NCBI's taxonomy places the organism in Eukaryota, Metazoa, Arthropoda, Insecta, Diptera, Drosophilidae. Gene Ontology annotation, molecular function: protein binding. The transcript has 3 exons. Bases 24 to 1229 code for a protein of 401 amino acids. Gene Ontology annotation, cellular component: SCF ubiquitin ligase complex. The record is from RefSeq and is a predicted model, not a curated record.
UUCGUAAUUCCAUUGAAAUUAUAAUGAAGAUCACAGAUCUGAACGUUGACUGUCUUCUGGUGAUUUUCAAGUAUUGCUCUGAGAGCGAGUUGAUGUCCCUAGGCAAGGCUAACCAGUACCUAGGAAGGAUUAUAGAUGCUCACAUUUUUUACCCACUUACGAGGGACCUACUCUUGUGCGGCCAUAGAAAUGAACCUUGUGUGGAAAAAAGAAACAAAACGCGUCUUACUUAUCAUGAGAGACUUCAAGUAUCGCGAAAUUGGCUGAGCGGAACAUACCGCGAACGUCCCUACUAUCACCAUGCGCAUCUGUUCCCAACGAAGUUGUGCCUCGAAAAAGACGCCUUGUACGUCACGCAUGACAGUUAUAUACGCAAAUACCGGCGACCAACUACCGAAGCCCUACCCCGAUUGUUUGACGAAGAGAUCACCACUCCCACGAGAAGCGACAUAUCGGACUUUGUAAAGAGGCAAGACACACUCUUUGCGGGUCGAGUCUGCGGCGCGUGCUUUUUGUGCGAUGAAAAUGGUAUCACCGAACAGCAAAUGCACCAGCCCAACGAGUAUCUAUACUGCGUCGACUUCAUAAAUGACGUAUAUGUCACCAGCACCGAUACAUGCUGCAAGGUGUGGCAGCGUUCCCAAGAGUUUGGACUGACGCACUUUGAUCUGGCCAUGAAACUGCAGCAUUCAUUCAAGUCUCUGAAAUUGAGUGCUAAUGGUGAAUGGCUCUAUGGGGGUCUCUACACAGACAAAGGUCGGCGUGCAUUACGGGCUAUCCACGUGGACAGUGGCGAGGAGGUUGUUCACAGCUCAAACACAAUUUCCAUAUAUGAUCUCAAAAUAAAGGAUGAGCACAUUCUUUUCACGGCCAAUUUCGAUACAACAUUUAGAAUGUUUGACCGACGCGUCGAUCGAGAUGUUGCCAUUUGGGAGGAUCCGUUCGACUCGUCCUUUUACUGCCUUGAGUACGAUGGCCUGUAUGCGGUGCUCUGCGGCACCAAUCGACAUGCCCGCGUCAAUCUCUACGACAUUCGAAUGCCCAAAUACGUGCAGUUGUUCUUUCCCGGCCGUACGCGUCAGCGGAACUGCCAGUCGCCCGUUUACAGUCUAGCCUGUGAUAGCCAAUAUUUGUUUGUGGCCACGGACCACAAUCUGCGGGUGUUCGACUUUAAGGCCAACUGCGGUGUUCGCAGGGACUAUAGCCACAUCUAUGAUUUUAAUGGCUAACAAAGAACCUUGUUUUCAAUUGUCAAUGGCCAAAAAAUGUAUAGCAGAUUACCCGUAGACUUAUGCACUAGAUAUUCACAUCCAAAAAAAUCGGUUAAGCCAUCCUUUUUAGUUCAAAGAAUGCCAGCUAAGUAAAAGCGAAUAAGGCUGUAUAUACGAUACAAAAUAUAACAUACAGACGGAUCACUA